Oncorhynchus tshawytscha (Chinook salmon) is the source of this 1682-nucleotide messenger RNA. RefSeq names its product polycomb complex protein BMI-1-like. The transcript is spliced from 9 exons. Gene Ontology annotation, cellular component: PRC1 complex. NCBI's taxonomy places the organism in Eukaryota, Metazoa, Chordata, Actinopteri, Salmoniformes, Salmonidae. Bases 131 to 1132 code for a protein of 333 amino acids. Gene Ontology annotation, biological process: negative regulation of transcription by RNA polymerase II. Gene Ontology annotation, molecular function: promoter-specific chromatin binding; metal ion binding. The record is from RefSeq and is a predicted model, not a curated record.
ACUAUGUGGGGGAAAAAAAAGCCAUUUUCUGGCGCUGCUGCAAGAUCUAACGUUAACCAAGUCAAAAUAAUUUACCUGUAUCCACGUCGGGAGGUACUGGUGUUUUUCAUGUCAAAUCAGAUCCUUCCAGAUGGAUAAAAUGCAACCCAGUCGGCUAAAAAUCACAGAGCUGAAUCCUAACCUGAUAUGCCCACUGUGUGUGGGCUACUUCAUCGAUGCCACAACCAUUGUGGAGUGCUUGCACUCAUUCUGCAAGACGUGCAUUGUUGCCUUCCUGGAAACCAACAAGUUCUGCCCCAGAUGUGAUGUGCAAGUACACAAGACGUGUCCACAGCUCAGUAUCAGGUCAGACAAGACUCUACAGGACAUUGUAUACAAGUUGGUGCCUGGAUUAUUCAAAGAUGAGAUGAAACGAAGGCGGGACUUCUACACAAACCAGGAAAACCAACACCUGGAGCCAGGAGAAGUGGUGGAGGAGCCGACUAUUAUUGCAGAAGAUGAAAUCAUCAGUCUCUCCAUUCAGUUCCAUGAGAAGAACAAAAGUGACACACAACCUGUGGAUACAGAAGGAGACAAUACCAACAGCAAACGCUUCCUGCAAUGCCCGGCAGCCAUGACAGUCCUGCACUUAGCCAAGUUCCUGCGUAGCAAGAUGGACAUUCCGAACACCUUACGGAUUGAAGUGCUCUACACUGAUGAGCCCUUAAAGGACUACUACACGCUGAUGGAUAUCGCCUACAUGUAUUCUUGGCGACGUAAUGGCCCCCUCCCCCUGCAGUACUGUGUCAAGCCCACCCGGAAGCGUCGAAGGCUGUCCCAAGGUGCCGCCCAGGCCCACUCCGACGGUGUAAACACAAGCCCCACCUCUGAGAGCGACUCCCACAGCGACAAGGCCCUGAGCCCGGCUGGUCAGGUCCCCAGAGUCUCCACCCUGCCCAGCCCUGCCGUCCGAGGCCAACCCUCUACCCUUCAGAGCCCCAGCGGUACCACAGGACCCAACGGUACUCAACGGCUCCCUCUAGCCUCCAAGUCAGGGAGCAACGCCCGCAAGGUGAACGUCAACGGCAAAAGCAAUGGAGCAGCGACUGAGACUAGGGGAGGGGACAAAGGGGCAGUAUCACCCCCAACCUAAAUCUGAUACAUCCCAGAAACAUGGAGAGUGGAACAGAAUUGCCCCAAAAUGUCAGAGUAGCCCCUCAAUGGACCAAUGGACAGACAAGGAGAAAAUCUGCCAAGAGAGUACUGAGGGAGAGGGCGAUUGUGAUCAGCAAACAGACUGUCAAGUGCAGCCAAAUAGACAUUUCAAUGUGUGUGUGUCUGUGCGUUAGAGUAAACAUGCAUACAAAAUGUACAAUAUGUAUCCAAUGUGAGCAUUCGUACAUACCUGGUCAUGUAUAUAGAGUAUCUUUUAUACAGGAUAUUGUAAUUGUUUUGUAACUGUAUGAUAUGCAGUCGGUUCACGGAUUCCUUCCCCCAAGUCUUCACAAUUAAUUUGGCUUUAAAAUAUCAAUUGACAAAAUGCUGAAUGGCACUGCGAUGCGAUUGUCUGUCUGUAUGGGUAUGUAAUAUAUAUAAUAUAUAUACACACACAGUUGAAGUCGGAAGUUUACAUACACCUUAGCCAAAUAUAUUUAAACUCAGUUUUUCACAAUUCCUGACAUAUAAUCCCAGUAAACAUUUCC